Molecule: messenger RNA, 2258 nt
Organism: Galeopterus variegatus (Sunda flying lemur)
Lineage: Eukaryota; Metazoa; Chordata; Mammalia; Dermoptera; Cynocephalidae
Gene: ZNF543
Product: zinc finger protein 543
Exons: 5
Coding region: 143-1912 (589 amino acids)
Biological process (GO): regulation of transcription by RNA polymerase II
Cellular component (GO): nucleus
Molecular function (GO): RNA polymerase II transcription regulatory region sequence-specific DNA binding; DNA-binding transcription factor activity, RNA polymerase II-specific
Source: RefSeq, a predicted model, not a curated record
GCAUGUUACACGGGGGAAACUGAGGCUCGGAGUACGACAGUCAGCCAAGGUCACCCCCGCCCAGGGCAGGGAAGGGGUGGGGGCCGGGGACCGGCUGAGCGUGCGGGAUCCCUGGUCCCUGCUCUGUCCACAGGAUCCCAGCAUGACGGCGGCGUUGAUGGAGUUGGCGCAGAUCUCUGUGACCUUUGAGGAUGUGGCUGUGACAUUCACUCAGGAGGAGUGGGGGCAGCUGGACCUGAGCCAGAGGACCUUAUACCAGGAGGUGAUGCUGGAAACCUGUGGGCUUCUGGUUUCUCUGGGCUAUCCUUUGUCCAAACCAGAGCUGAUCUACCAGCUGGGGCAUAGGCAGGAGUUAUGCACAGUGAAGAAAGACCUCUCCCUAAGCUCCUGUUCAGGUGACAGUGCAAAACCCAAGAACAGCGAGCCUACACCUUCUCACUUGGCCUUGCCUGAGGAAGUCUCACUCCAGGAACGACUGACACAGGGAGCCUCAAAGCACUCCCAGAUGGGGCAAGCCAAGGAUCAGGAUGGGCCAUCUGAAAUGCAGAAAGGCCACUUGAGACCAGGGAUAGACCCCCAGAAGGAGAAGCUCCCUGAAAAAAUGAGCCCUGAACAUGUUGGUUUGCGGACAGCUGUGUGUUCAAGGAAUAUACAGGAGCAAUGUCCUCCAGAAGAUGCUCUUUAUGACUGUGACUCUCAUGGACCAGUAACAGAGCCCCUGAUUUAUGAAUGGAAAAAUUCCUAUGAAUGCGAGGAAUGCGGGAAAGUGUUUAGCAAGAAUUGCCUCCUCGUGCAACAUGAACAGAUUCACACUCGCAUGAAACCAUAUGAAUGCACAGAGUGCGGGAAGACCUUUAGCAAGAGUACACACCUCCUUCAGCACCACGUUAUCCAUACUGGGGAGAAGCCCUAUGAGUGCAUGGAGUGUGGGAAGGCCUUCAACCGCAGGUCACACCUCACACGGCACCAGCGGAUUCACACUGGGGAGAAGCCUUAUAAGUGCAGUGAAUGUGGAAAGGCCUUCACCCACCGUUCUACUUUUGUCUUGCAUAACAGGAGCCACACUGGAGAAAAACCCUUUGUGUGCAAAGAAUGUGGCAAAGCCUUUAGAGAUAGGCCAGGUUUCAUUCGACACUACAUCAUCCAUACUGGAGAGAAGCCCUAUGAGUGUAGUGAGUGUGGGAAGGCCUUCAACCGCCGGUCAUACCUCACAUGGCACCAACAGAUUCACACUGGAGCGAAGCCCUUUGAAUGCAAUGAAUGUGGGAAAGCCUUUUGUGAGAGUGCAGACCUCAUUCAACACUACAUCAUCCACACCGGAGAGAAGCCUUAUAAGUGCAUGGAGUGUGGGAAGGCCUUCAACCGCAGGUCACACCUCAAGCAGCACCAGCGGAUUCACACUGGGGAGAAGCCUUAUGUGUGCAGUGAAUGUGGAAAGGCCUUCACUCACUACUCCACUUUUAUCUUGCAUAAAAGGGCGCACACUGGAGAAAAACCCUAUGAAUGCUGUAGGAAGGCCUUCAACCGCCGGUCACACCUCACAAGGCACCAGCGGAUUCACACUGGAGAGAAGCCCUAUGAAUGCAUCGAGUGUGGAAAAGCCUUUUGCAGGAGUGCAAACCUCAUUCGCCAUUCUAUCAUCCACACUGGAGAGAAGCCGUAUGAGUGCAGUGAAUGUGGAAAGUCCUUCAAUCGCAGCUCAUCGCUCACUCAUCAUCAAAGGAUUCAUACUAGGAGAAACCCUACCAGUUUAACAGAUGUGGGAAGAUCUUUUACAAAUGGGCAAACCUCAGUCAGUAUCCAAGAACUAAUAGGGAAAGAUUUUUUGAAUGUAACCACUGAAGAAAAUCUGUGCUCAGAGGAAACAUCUUACUCAGCAUCUGGCCAUUCAUGCCAAAAAGAAAUCCCAUAAGCGUCAUAUCUAUGAGAAAACCUGUCUCAGAUCACCAUUUGUCAUUUAAAGAAUCAUGUUAAUAAUUCAAUCUAAUUGACCCAGCCUAUUCUACAUCUGAGGAUUCCUCCAUGAGAAAGACCCAUUGCUUACUGUGCACUUAGAAAAACCUUCAGCCACAUCUUUCUUAUUAGUUUACAGGGAAAUGUUAUCUCAGGGAUAUUUAAACAAAGAAGGAGACAUAGAAAAGAGAAAGAAAUUCAAGCACAGCUUCAUUCACACUUCCCUAAAAAGCCCAUAGCAAUUUGCCUUCCCAUUCUUAUUUCAUCUGGGGAGAGGGGAAUAUCAUUUCAGGUACACAAGAGCU